GUUCUCUAUCUCCCGAUUGACGCGAACUGACGAGUUUUCCCUCUUCUCCGCUCUGCUCUCGCUAUUUGCCGCCGGCGCUGUUUGGCGGUGGUUUCUGCUUUCCUAAGUUACGAACUCAGUUCAAGGCUUCAAGCCAAAGGAAGGCAGAAAUAAAGGAGAUGCAGAUCUUCGUCAAGACGCUCACCGGCAAGACCAUCACUCUCGAGGUCGAGAGCAGCGACACCAUCGACAACGUCAAAGCCAAGAUUCAGGACAAGGAAGGGAUUCCCCCGGAUCAGCAGAGGUUGAUUUUUGCUGGUAAGCAGCUGGAAGAAGGGAGGACGCUUGCUGAUUACAACAUUCAGAAGGAGUCCACACUUCACUUGGUUUUGAGGCUCAGGGGAGGCACCAUGAUCAAGGUCAAAACCCUUACAGGGAAAGAGAUUGAGAUUGACAUUGAACCGAAUGAUACCAUCGACCGAAUCAAGGAACGAGUUGAGGAGAAGGAAGGAAUCCCUCCUGUGCAGCAACGGCUUAUAUAUGCAGGGAAGCAGCUGGCAGAUGACAAGACUGCUCGUGACUACAACAUUGAAGGAGGCUCCGUGCUUCAUCUGGUGCUUGCCCUUAGGGGUGGUAGUAGUUCUUAGGAUUUAGUGUUUUUGAACUCUUUGGUUUCGCUGUUCUGAUAAUUUAGCUAUGGCGUUGGUCGAUGAUAAUGAUGACUGUCAUGUG
Molecule: messenger RNA, 711 nt
Organism: Linum tenue
Lineage: Eukaryota; Viridiplantae; Streptophyta; Magnoliopsida; Malpighiales; Linaceae
Source: the annotation of a GenBank genome assembly